Hyaloscypha bicolor E is the source of this 885-nucleotide messenger RNA. Its product is annotated as phytanoyl-CoA dioxygenase family protein. The transcript is spliced from 3 exons. Lineage: Eukaryota; Fungi; Ascomycota; Leotiomycetes; Helotiales; Hyaloscyphaceae. The record is from RefSeq and is a predicted model, not a curated record. The annotation marks the transcript as partial.
GGAAGUCUAACAUGGAAGAACCUCGAGCUCGCGAACCGAGCUCUGCAUCACGACGGUCUCGUGGUCCUCGAGAAUGCCAUCUCGCAUGAGAAACUCGAUCUCUUGAAUCAGAAGAUGGUCGACGAUGCGGAGGUGUUGCAGGCGAAAGGGGAUGAGAGUCCGUAUAAUUAUAACAAAGGCAACAUCCAGCAAGAUCCACCUCUGACCAAGAAAUUCUUCGAUCGGGAGAUCUUCUUCAACCCCCUUGCGACUCAGGUCACGUCGUCAAUUGUUGGUCCGCGGCCACGAUUGAGUUUUAUUUCAGGGAAUAGCGCACUCCCUCCCUCCCCCGGCAUUGAGCCAAAAGCACAACACACACAUUCCGACGCUGAUUUCCAGCACCCUUCCUCUCCCUUCGCAAUGGUGAUCAACAUCCCACUCAUCGAUAUAACACCCGAGAACGGGAGUACCGAGCUCUGGCUCGGAACCCACCAAUUCGGGAAAGAAGCACAGGAAGGAGAACACGGUGAGCGUGCGAGCGGUAGGAUAAAGGAGGCGUGGAUGGAGGAGAGGAGGAAGGUGCGCGGUCCAGCGCAGCCAGUUGUGAGAAAGGGGAGUUUGGUUGUGAGGGAUUUGAGGCUUUGGCAUAGUGGGCAGCCGAAUUGGGGCGAGAUGGGUGAGGUGAGGGUUAUGCUUGCGAUGAUACAUUUUGCGGGUUGGUAUAGGAAUUCGAUGGAGGUUAAUUUCUCGGAGGAGUUGAGGGGGGAUGUUGAGAGGUGGGGGAGGGACUUAGUGGUUCAGGGGAGGUAUGUGCCAGAGAAAGAUGUUGAGGAGUCGUAUUUGGAGGGGAAAUUUGGGAAUGCGUAUGAUUUUGAUCAGCAAGAUCGGCUUGACAUUGAGUUCUGA